Molecule: messenger RNA, 3689 nt
Organism: Closterium sp. NIES-67
Lineage: Eukaryota; Viridiplantae; Streptophyta; Zygnematophyceae; Desmidiales; Closteriaceae
Source: the annotation of a GenBank genome assembly
CGAGCAUAAACAGAAAGCCAGUGCGAUCAGUCUGAGCCAUUGUGAUCACUUCUGUUCCGCAGUUACCUGAGAUAGUCUGAGCGAAGGAUUUAGUUGAAUAGGUAUAACUGCUAACUGCAUUUUCCAGGCGAGCGACAAAUAGUUACUCCUGACUCGCGUCCGCUUUUCGAGUGCUUGAAAACACCCUUGCCCUCAUAUUUACAGUUGUCCUCAUUCCUAAAAUUGGAAAUGGCUCCGGCUGACGGAUCCCCUGCUGCCGACCCGGUUGUGAAACCUUCUUCGAAUUCAACCGAAGAGGCGAUCGCGACGAACGGCAGCGCGAAAGCCGGCAAUGGCAGAGCACAGAACGGCAACGGCACCGCAACUUCCGCCGCGACUUACGUCGGCUCGCUCUGCCAGCUCUCCGCGCCGCUCCCGACAAAAGUCGCGCUGGUCAACGCGGACCAGUUGCUAGAAUCUCCGGAGGAGGAGGCGGAGUGCGAGAGCAUGGAGCAGGCCGUGCUCUCCGCGCUCUCCGCUCUCCCGAAGGAUAUCGACCGCUACAUGUACCUCCGCGCGACGCGCCAAGCCGACGAGGAGCUUUUCUUCCGCCUGCUGAUGGACCACACCGAGGAGAUCCUUCCGUACAUCUACACGCCGACGGUCGGGGAGGCCUGCCAGCGCUACCACGAGCUCGGGAUCGCGCCCGACGGGAUCUACCUCACUCCCGCGGAUAAGGGCCGGUUUUUGGAGCUUCUCCGCGCCGCGCGGCCGCACAGCGGGAUCCGCGCGAUCGUGGUGACGGACGGGGAGCGGAUCCUCGGUUUGGGGGACCAGGGCGCGGGGGGGAUGGGGAUCAGCGAGGGGAAGAUCCUGCUUUACACCGCGAUGGCGGGGUUAGAUCCGCGCCGCGCCCUCCCGGUGAUGCUGGACGUGGGGACUAAUAACGAGAAGCUACUAGCGGAUCCGGGUUACAAGGGCCUGCGGCAGAAGCGGCUGCGCGGGCCGGAGUACGACGAGCUCGUGGACGAGCUGAUGACCGCGGCGCGCUCGUUAAAGCCGCACAUGCUGUUGCAAUUCGAGGACUUUGGUAACUGCAACGCGUUUCGGCUGCUGGAGCGGUACCAGCACACGCAGUGCUGCUUCAACGACGACAUCCAGGGCACGGCGUGCAUCACGCUCGCGGGGCUGCUCUCCGCGCUCCGCGUGACCGGGCGGCCGCUCGAGGAGCAGCGCAUUCUGUUCCUGGGCGCGGGGGAGGCCGGCACGGGCAUCGCGCAGCUGAUCGCGCAGGCGAUGAACCGACGGUGCGGAUUGGAUCUCGCCGCGGCGCGGCAGCGGUGCCUGUUUAUCGACUCCAAGGGGCUCGUGUGCAAGGAGCGGUUGGACAAGGGGGAGCUGCAGGACCACAAGAUUCCGUUCGCGCACGACCUUCCGUUCCAGCCGGAUUUAAUCUCAGCCGUCCACGAGUUCCGCCCGACGGUGCUCGUCGGCGUGUCGGCUCAGGCGAACGCGUUUUCCAAGGAGGUGAUUGAAGCGAUGGGUGUCUACAACGAGCGGCCCGUGGUCUUCCCGCUCUCGAACCCCACGUCCAAGGCGGAGUGUUCUUAUAAGGAGGCGUUCAAGUACACCGGCGGGCGCGUCGUGUUCGCGAGCGGGAGCCCGUUCCCCCCGCUGGUGGCGGAAUCCGCGGAGCCGGGCGGGGGGAAGGUGACGAUGUACCCCGCGCAGGCUAAUAACGCGUACGUGUUCGGGCCGAUCGGCAUGGCGGCGCUCCUAACGAGGUGCAGCAGCAUCACGGAUGACGUGUUCCUGUCGACCGCGGAAUUCCUGGCGCAACUCACGCCGCAGGCGCACCUCGACCGCGGAAUGCUCUUCCCCUCGCUCUCCGCCAUGAAGGCGCUCGUCCCGCUGCUUAUAGCGCGUAUAUCGGAGUUCAUGGUGGCGGAGGGGCUGGGCACCCCCCCGCCCGCGGUGGGCGCGGGGACCGUGGCGGAGUGGGAGCGCCACGCGCGCGCCAGCAUGUACCACCCGCACCCGCACGGCCCCCUCGCGCUCCCCCGCCUCCCCAGCGACUCGGAGGAGCGCCAGGGGUGGGCGGGCGCAGGGGGAGCGGCGGGGGAUGGGGCGGGGAAGGCGGGCGCGGGCGCGGGGCAGGCGGAGCCGAGCCAGCUGCAGGACGUGGUGCACCAGCAUCUGCACAUGCCGGGGGGGCCGGAGGUGGAGGUGAGCGCGGGGGACAUGGCGGAGCUGGCGGACAUGUGCCGCGACUUCCAGCAGUAUCUGCUGGACAGGCGGCUCAAGGAGAACGGCGUCGCGGUUUUCAUCAAGCCUGCUGCGCUCCCCGCCUCUGCUGCUGCUGGUUCUGGUGCCGCUGCAGGGGGGCGACUGAAGGAGAUGCGGGGGGUGUACCUGCGUGCCAAGGACCGCGGGCACAUGCUGCAACGCCUGCAGCGGUGGGCGGAGCAGAGGGCGGAGGUGGGGACUGACGUGGACGCUGUUCUCGUCGUGGAUGCUGAGGUCGUGCUGGGUCACACUGGUGGGAACAGUAAUGCUGACUCAGCUGCUGCUGCUACAGCCGGUGCUACAGCCGUGGCAACGCUCUUUUCCUCUGCAGCGGCAGCGUGGCCAAACCUGGAUCCGAGCCGGUGCCUGUUGGUGUGCCUGGAUACCGGCACGGAUAACCCUGCCCUGCUGGCGCCUGAAUCCGGCUACAGGGGGCUCUCCCAUCCCCGUUUGAAGCCAUCUCGUUACAAUGACAUCCUUGCUGAGCUGCUGGGCGCUGUACGCGUUUGGAACCCGAGCCUGCUGCUACAGUUCACGGAUUUCUAUAACAGUAACGCGUUUAAGCUUUUAGAUAAGUACCGGGGCACGCACUGCUGCUAUGAGAGCACGACCUCCAGCAGCGACAGCGGGGAGGAGGACGGGGAGGAGGAGAGCGGGAGUGAGAGCGACAAUGAGGGGAUAGCGGCAGCUGCUGCAGGGGGAGGAGCAGGAGGGUGGGGAGGGAGUGCGGGGGAGGGAGUGGGAGGGGGAGCAGCAGGGGGGGCGGAGGAGUAUGUGGUGCCGCAGGUGCCGGUGUGCUGUGUGUCGCUUGACGGCAUGCUCUCUGCUCUGGAGGAGGCUGACGGCGUUGUAGCGGAAUUCGGAGUGGCUUUUAUGGAGGAUGCUGCUGAGGGUGCGAGCGACGGGAAGGCGACGAAUGGCGUGGCGACAGGAGGCAACGGGGCGGCAGGAGCGGCAGGGGUGGGAGGGGAGGCGUCAGACCUGGUGGGGCUGCAGGAUGUGAAGGAGUGCACUCUGGACGGCGGCUCCAACGACCUCAUCUGCACUGGCUCUCUUAGCUACCCCUCCGGCCCCACGACACGCAGGACGCAGCACAAGUCCCGGGCCAUCCCACAGAGGCAUGCCAUCCCCUCCUCUCUGCCCUACUGCACUCCCUUCACUCACGCCCGCUCCCUCGCUGCUCCAACCCUGCACCUGUCUGUGCCUCGGGCUGGGUCUUUCCGAACGCCAGCGGUUGGUUCGGUGAAGGCAGGAGCGCCUGUUGCUAGGGUGGUUGGUGUGAGUGCUGCUCUGAGGUUUGCCUUCGCAUAGGGCAAAGUAUUAGCUAUGCAUCGGUAGUUCGAAGACCUAGCUACGUUUUUCGAAGUAUUAAGGUGCAAUGUAUCUGUUCCCAAUUAUUCUGUUAACUGUAGUAUUAUUUGGCC